Messenger RNA from Opisthorchis viverrini, 1346 nucleotides. RefSeq lists its product as hypothetical. The annotation marks the transcript as partial. The transcript is spliced from 5 exons. The record is from RefSeq and is a predicted model, not a curated record. Gene Ontology annotation, cellular component: plasma membrane. NCBI's taxonomy places the organism in Eukaryota, Metazoa, Platyhelminthes, Trematoda, Opisthorchiida, Opisthorchiidae.
GUGAUUGCCGAAUAUGAGCGAGCCGUAAUCUUCCGAUUGGGACGCAUACUUCCCGGAGGGGCUCGGGGCCCUGGUCUGUUUUUCAUUGUUCCCUGCAUGGAUCGAGUUCGCAAAGUUGAUCUCCGUACCGUGACCUUUGACGUACCGCCACAAGAGGUACUGACACGUGACUCGGUGACGGUGGCUGUUGAUGCGGUGGUUUACUACAGGAUUUACAAUCCCGUCGUGUCCAUUACAAAUGUUGAAGAUGCAGAUCGCUCAACCAGGCUUUUGGCCGCCACCACACUACGUAAUGUGCUUGGUACGAAGAACUUGUCGGAAAUUUUGUCCGAACGAGAUACAAUUUCAAGCAUGAUGCAGACUAUGCUUGACGAAGCAACGGAUCCCUGGGGAGUUAAAGUGGAGCGCGUUGAGGUGAAAGAUGUGCGUCUGCCUGUACAAUUGCAGCGCGCUAUGGCAGCCGAGGCCGAAGCAGCCCGCGAAGCGCGAGCAAAGGUGAUUGCGGCCGAGGGAGAAUGGAAGGCUUCAAGGGCUCUUAAAGAAGCUGCUGACGUUAUUACUGAAUCUCCAUUUGCUGUGCAGUUACGAUAUCUACAGACCCUGAGCACAAUUUCAGCGGAGAAGAAUUCAACCAUUAUUUUUCCACUUCCAGUGGACUUGGUCACACACUUCAUGCAUAACAACAAUCACGGGUCAAGCUCAACUAGCAGAAACCGCAACACUCCCACCACAGCUUCAAGCAAUCCACCACCACCUACAGAUCAAAGGACGAUGGCACAUGGACAAAGUGAGGAAUAUGGUGGUACUGAAACGGCAGCGCAGUUUGCCGUUUAGUUUCCUUCAAAUAUGAUGCUUUUCAGACAAAACCACACAUUCGUUAAACCAUGCUAGUCAAGUUGCCGAGAUUCUACUGUACAUAGUUUGUUUUUCUCCUGGAUUCUUUCCAAACGUUUAAAUUAUGAGGACGCAAUUUCCAGUACAAAGAAUUCCCAGGCUUGGUUUUCUGUGGUGAAAACCGAAAGGCGCGUAAGACCGGUCCGCGGAUUUGUCAAACAUCUCUGUAAGACUGUAUGCUUAAGAUUGAAGAACUAUUGUGUGUAUUUAUAUGUGGGACAUUCUUUUUAUUACUCCACAUCACUUUUAGUGUUCAACAGUUUUCACUCUGAAUCUUCACACGUACUUUAUGUUGUGUAAUACUCAGAUGAAAAUUACCGUGUUCCAUGUAGGUGAAAUCUUUUCUUGCCUCUCUAGUAAGUAAUGUAACUGUAUUAAUUUGUGGCUUUCUUUGAGCUUUGCUCUGUCUGUUUGCCGACACUGAAUUAAGCAAUAAAAUUUUUCCUGUGGCU